AAACAAACCCCCUGUUCGGGCCAAAUGGCCAAAUGGAACAACAAAGCUACCUGUCGACAUUUAUUUAUUUAUUACUCUUCACCAUCUACAAACGACUAACUCUCAAUCCCACGACAUCGCACGAGGCCCGGCCCAUUGUAACAAUGCGGUUACAUACAGUUGCACUCAGCCUGCUGGCCUACGGGUUCACCCUCGUCUCCGCAACUGCCCUCACAUACAAGCUCGAUGCGAGUGAGAAGGCCUGCUUCUAUUCGUAUGUCAAUGAGCCGCCGGCGAAGAUUGCAUUUUAUUUUGCGGUACAAUCUGGCGGUUCCUUCGAUGUCGAUUACUCAGUGGUUGGUCCUGGCGAGAGGGUAAUUGUCGACGGACACAGAGAGAGACAGGGCGACUUUGUCUUCAGCGCAGAUACCGCAGGCGAGUACCGGUUCUGCUUUGACAAUGAGAUGUCAACUUUUGCGGAGAAGAUGGUGGACUUUGAGAUUGCGGUCGAGAAUGAAGAAAAGACCAAACUCCCGGCGAAGCAGGGGGCGCCUCCCGAACAAGCGUCUGCACUCGAAGAAUCCAUCUUUAAGAUCUCAGGCCAGCUGGCGACAAUCAGUCGAAACCAGAAGUACUUCCGAACGCGCGAGAACCGCAAUUUCAGCACUGUCCGCAGUACCGAGCAGCGAAUUUUCAAAUUUAGCGUUAUCGAGGGUUUGAUGAUGAUGACAAUGGCCGGAUUGCAGGUGUUUAUUGUUCGGUUCUUUUUCCAGGGCGCGAGGAAAGGCUACGUAUGAUAAAGCGGCUAUCGGCGGGGAUCUUUUUUCUUUCUUGUUUGAAUUGACUUUACAUUCAGCGACAGGACGACAUGGGCUUUUCUUAUAUUAAUUUAUGGUAUAAAUGAGAAUGAAUUUGUUCAUAUUCAUAUAUUAUUGAUAGUUCGGCUGGCACGCAGAAUCUGUUAUAAUGAUAGAGCCUCAUUUAGUUUAUAAGGGUCUCUACUACUUUUAUUAUACCUGUCCGAUUAAAUCCUCGUUGCAAUUGUCAUGUGUGUGUUGGCUAGUUAUUUAUUUAUAUAUUUUACUCUUAAAUUACCGUACAGGCAAGCUGGAUUUUCCAUUUCUGUGGCAUUGUGCAACCUUCUCCCUCCCUGCAUGUGAAGAUCGAGAUUUAUUCUACUCCGUUAACAUCAUGAAUGGAUCAUUGUGGCGCAGCAAUAUAAUCACGUG
Blastomyces dermatitidis ER-3 is the source of this 1208-nucleotide messenger RNA. RefSeq names its product erp2,4. The coding region runs from base 33 to 776 and encodes 247 amino acids. Gene Ontology annotation, biological process: protein retention in ER lumen; intracellular protein transport; endoplasmic reticulum to Golgi vesicle-mediated transport. Gene Ontology annotation, cellular component: endoplasmic reticulum; Golgi apparatus; endoplasmic reticulum-Golgi intermediate compartment. The record is from RefSeq and is a predicted model, not a curated record. Lineage: Eukaryota; Fungi; Ascomycota; Eurotiomycetes; Onygenales; Ajellomycetaceae. The transcript is spliced from 4 exons.